This is a messenger RNA of Vitrella brassicaformis, 1721 nucleotides long. Lineage: Eukaryota; Vitrellaceae. The record is from the annotation of a GenBank genome assembly.
AUGCACAGAGGAGGGAUAUGCACGUCUGGGAGUGUGGAGACGUGGCAUUUCGUCUGGUGUGCGGGGGGGCAGGACAAGGCCAACGACGCCACCAUGGAGCAGGCUCGUGUCAGUGAGCCUGCACCGCACACACACGCGAGCCUUUCUCUCAUUUGUCGUGUGUGUGUGGUGUCUGUUUGUGUGCAUCAAGCCUGCUACACCCAUCCCAAGGACUGCCGCGAGUGCGCCGCCCAAUUCUGGGACGAAAAUGGCUACUUGGAGGAGACGUCAACUCUCGCAUUCCUGCACACACACACACACACUGAAAGAGACAGAUGCGCGCAUUACCAUACCAUGUGUGUGAGAGAUGCAUACCUCGUGUGAGUAUGCAGGGAAUGGGUUGUUUGGGUUUGACGAGGACCUCGUAGAGGACGCCGUGGCGGCAGAGAAGGGGGUGCGGACGAUGGGCAUCUUCACUGACAGACAGACACAGACACAGCAGAGUAGCCCCCACACACCCACAGACAGACCGGGGGAAAGGGACGUCGCGUCCGGCAACUGGCAGACGCACAGACACAUCAUCUCUGUCCGUGGCAUUGUGUGCAGGGCAUACUCAGGAUGUGUGAAGACAACAAGGCGUCGCUCAAGUAAGCGACCAUCAAUGCAUCGAUGUCGAUGCCUACUGCAGACGCCGGCACAUGAUCUUUGUCUGCGCAGGGCCAAGUCCAAGAUGCGCGGCUUCCACCCGGUGGAGAGAUCCGUGAGAGUCGAAGGUAGGCUAGGGACCUCGAUCACAUCACGCUAAGUGUUCAGACACGUGUGUACCAAUGCCUGUGUUGUGUUCUUUUGCGAUGCAACGAUCGGGGCUACAGAGGGCCAGGCGCUGCUUCUUGUGGAAACAACCGAGAAAGUGGUGAGUUGUGAGGAUCUCCGGCUUACGGCUUGCUUCACCCACGCGAAAGACUGCCGUGAAUGUGCCCAGUACUGGGUAGUACCUUUUCCAGCCAGCCUGCCUGCCUGCACAAACACACAGGAAGAGGGAAGAACAUCUGUGUGUGUGUGUGCUCCAGGCAACGGCCUGUUCGGCUACGACGCGGACCUGGUAGAAGAUGCCGUGGCCGCUGAAAAGGAGGUGCGCACGAUGAGCAUCAUGGGCAGGGGCACACACUCGUAUCUCUAUCUAUCCCUCCAUCCAUCCGUGUGCAUGACUGUCUAUGUGAGUGCAUGCAUGCCCCUAUCAAUAGAAACCGGCAGUGCAGACACACACACACAUUUCCAAACACCCAUUCUCCCUCUCUCUCUCUCUCUCUGUGUGUGUCUCGCUCUGCGCACUGCAGCAACGGUCAGAUCGCUUUGGGGCGUACAUGCGCGUCCGUAACGGCAAGAUUGGGUAUAUGAUCGAGGUCAGCGCAUUGACAUAUUGCGACACAUACACAUUGUGUGUGCUGACAGGUCAAUGAUCCGAACCCGCAGACGUACACCAAGGAAAAGGAGCAGGUACAGAAACACACACACACAUCCACGCACUGCUUUCUCUGUCAACGAUUCAUGUGUGUGCGCUAAUGGUGUGUGCAGACCUCCGACCUCUUCAAGACCCAGAUAGCCGCGUUCGUCGAGAAGGAUAAGUGCGAGCAGCUGGACCAGGUGGUAUGUGCGUGAGUACACAUACGAGGAACACACAGCUCUCUGUGUGUGUGUCUAUACGUCAGCUGUCGGCCGAUUUCGAAGGCAACGCCUUCUGA